CUAAAAAAUUUCAAACAUAAAAUAUUGUAUUCCCCGUUCUAAGAAAGAGCUAAUAAUUCGAAAAAUGAGUCUGAGCUUAGCUUCUUCAACAUGGCUGUCACGCUUUUCCCCUCCAAACGCUAAAUUACCCGACUAUUCUCCCAACAGCAACUUCACUCUCCUGUCUCUCCUUUUGCGCUCCAAUUCCCUUUCUUCUCUUAAAACCAACAAAUCUUUCAAACCUAGAGCUUCCUUAAAACAAACCCAAUCGAACGGUGUCGUGGAGGAAACCUCAGUUCUAGACGAGGCUUUACUGAGCAGAGUCUCGGCUUCUAAAGAUGCCGAAGAAGCACUCCGGAUGAUCGACCAGAACCAGCGUGAAAGUAGUGAUCAACUAAAAGGCGGCGUUGUGAGUGUUUCUGACUGUCGUUUGCUAAUAAACGCUGCGCUUGAUCGUAAGAAUGCUGACUUGGCUUUGUCUGUUUUCUAUGCCAUGCGUUGCAGUUUCGACACAGUCGGUGUAAGUGAUAAUGGCCAUGGGCCAUUGGUUGAAAGAUGGAAAUGGUCAAGACCCGAUGUUGGGAUUUACUCUACAUUAGUUCAGGGCUUAGCAGCAUUGUUAAGGAUCUCUGAUGCUUUUAGAAUUAUUGAUGAUAUUUGCCGAGUUGGAGUUUCUCCAAGUGAGGAGGUACCUUUUGGGAAAGUUGUAAGAUGCCCUAUUUGUUCCAUAGCGGUUGGUGUUGCACAACCACAACUUGGAAUUCAGAUUGUAUGUUGUGCCAAAUGCCGCUACAAGUACGAGCUAGUUUCUGGCAACAUAGUUAGUGUUGAUUCAGAAGAAAUCAGCAUGGAGAUUCCAGCAUGGAAAAGGGGGCUAAAAUCUCUGCAGAUACUGAAGGAAAGAGUUCCUGCUGCUGUUCACUCUAUUCUGGUGCAAACGCCUUCUGGUAUGGCCCGUACACACAGGUUUGCUACUGAAACAGUUGAUAUUCCUGCACAAGAAGGAGAAAGGGUAACGAUUGCUUGUGCUGCUCCUUCAAAUGUUUAUAGAGAGGUAGGGCCCUUCAAGUUUAGUCCUAAGGCACCUAACUUUUACCCUGGGGAACCGAUGUGCUUGACAAACCACAAAGAUGGCCGGGAAUCACAAUUACUACGAGCCCCUGCAAAUGAUGGAAACAUGUCGAUCCUUAAGCCUCAGUUUAUCAUUCCACUUCUCACUGUUCUGACUGCUGGAGAUGUUGCCUCAGGGAUAAUAGACCCAAGCUUACCAAAAUUGCUUUCUGUGGCUGCUGUAGGAUCACUUGCUGUUGGAGCAACUUUAAAUGCUGUGGUUUUCCCCCAAUUAAAUCAGCUUCCCCAGAGAUCAGUGGAAACAACUGCCAUCAAACAGCAACUGUUAUCUCAGUAUGAUGUACUGCAGUCUCGCAUCAGGGAUCUAAAAGAAGCUGUCAAAGAAGAUGUGUGGAUGCUGGCUCGCAUGUGUCAACUGGAGAACAAAAUUUUUGCUUAUGGUGGAACAAUGUUUCCUUUGUUUUCUGUUUUCAGUGCCCGAAGAAGUAGAAUCAAAAGGGUGCGAGAAGGUUUGGAGAAUUCGCUCAGGGGAAGGAUUGAACUCAUUGAUAGUUUUGCAAAAAUCUCUUCAAUGAUUGAAAUUGAGGUGGAAAUGGACUCUGAUGUCCUAGCUGCCGAAGCAGCAAGCAGUGCAGAAACGAUUGCCGAGCAGAUACAACAAAUCAUGGAGCUUGAGAAUCUUGAAGAGAAAUGGAAACUGCAAGCCGAAGCAAAUGAUGAGGCAGAGAGACUACUUAGUUCCCAAUCCAUACCGACCGAACAGAUUUAGAUAUCUGGCUAGUAAAUAUGUGAUUCAAGCAACACUCCCUUUACAUUGUUAACCAUCAAUCUGGUGGAUCAUCAUACACUUUCUCCCAAAAAGGUGGAGGAAUAUUCGAAUGUCUGAAACUGAUCCGAAUACCCUUUGGACCAUAUUGCAAUCCAAUCGUGGAUCAGGUGUGGGAAAGAUGGUAACAACAAAACAUCAGUAUGUUGGCCUACUUGCCUGGUCAUAUAACCAAGAGCUACUCCAACAACUUGCUGGGUGACUUGGUUCAAACGUUACUGUUUAUAUGUUAGAAUCCAUUUUUCUCAUGUAAUGAAUGAACUCAUGGAAUUCAUGUUGGCACUUGUAAAUUUUUGCUGCAAAUUGUAUGUAAUAAUAUGAACGUGUUCUACAACAGGCA
Messenger RNA from Hibiscus syriacus, 2216 nucleotides. RefSeq lists its product as uncharacterized. The coding region runs from base 65 to 1819 and encodes 584 amino acids. Gene Ontology annotation, molecular function: protein binding. NCBI's taxonomy places the organism in Eukaryota, Viridiplantae, Streptophyta, Magnoliopsida, Malvales, Malvaceae. The transcript is spliced from 13 exons. The record is from RefSeq and is a predicted model, not a curated record.